UGCGAGUUGUGGUUGGUUCAAAGGAUGACCCAUCAUCAUUCUUUUACUAGUUAUAUCUCGCCACAUAAGUGAAUUGUUGAUAAAAUUAUGCACUAAUUUAUGGCACUAAUACUUCUCCUUCUCUAUUGUAUGUUUUUUUACUCUCACAAACCGGUGGCCUCUGUUCUCAUCCGUUCCAUCUUUCUUUUUUCCCCUUUUCCAAUGUCAACGGUAACAAGAGAGCAAUAAUAUAACAUCAAAUUGUUCAUUCAUAUCUCCUGUGAAGAGAAAGAUCUAACUAUGGAUUCCAUGCCCAACAAGAAGAAGAAGCUCCACAUAGCCAUGUUCCCAUGGCUAGCUUUUGGCCAUAUGAUCCCCUACCUCGAGCUCGCCAAGCUUAUGGCUCAAAAGGGUCACCAUAUCUCCUUCAUAUCCACCCCUCGAAACAUUGAUCGCCUCCCAAAACUCACUCCCAGUUUGGCUUCCCACAUAGACUUGGUGAGGCUUCCAUUACCCCACGUGGAAAACCUCCCAGAAGAUGCCGAGGCCACCAUUGAUGUCCCAAACAACAAACUCCCGUACCUCAAGAAGGCUUAUGAUGCUCUCCAAGACUCCAUGGCUCGGUUCCUACAAGACUCACACCCAGACUGGCUUCUUUACGACUAUGCUCCUUAUUGGUUACCAAGUAUAGCCCGUAAACUCGGCAUCUCAAACGCCUUCUUCAGCACAGUCACUGCGGCUUUUCUCAGUUUCAUCGGCUCCAAAGCCCAUCUUGGUGAGCGUAAGAACCCCGAGGAUUUUACUGUGCCGCCCACCUGGGUCCCAUUCCCAACCACGGUGACAAUGCGCUUCUUCGAGGUCAUGAAAGUCUUUCAAGGCGGCAUAAGCACCGACAAGUCCGACGUCUCAGAGAUUUUUCGAGCCGUGGAAGUGCUCGAUGGCUGUGACAUAGUGGCCGUGAGAAGCAGCGUGGAAUUCGAACCAGAAUGGCUACGAGUUCUUGAGGAUCUUCACCGGAAACCUGUUCUUCCCGUUGGUCAACUUCCCACUGUUGUGUACGACAAUGGUGAUGAAACUGUGACUUGGUUGUGGAUGAAAGACUGGUUGGAUAAGCAAGCCAAAGGUUCUGUAGUGUACGUAGCAUUUGGGAGUGAAGCGAAGCCUAGUCAAGAGGAACUCACUGAGAUUGCUCUUGGGUUAGAACAAUCCAACUUACCCUUCUUCUUGGUACUAAGAACUCGACGUGGCCAAGCUGAUACUGAGUUGAUCGAGUUGCCAGAAGGGUUCGAGGAGCGAACCAAAGGACAAGGAUUGGUGUGUACGAGUUGGGUACCUCAGCUCAAGAUUUUAGCUCAUGACUCCAUUGGUGGAUUUUUCACACACUCUGGGUGGAGCUCUGUGGUGGAAGCACUUCAGUUUGAGAGAGCUCUCAUAUUAUUGACCUUCUAUGCAGACCAGGGGAUUAAUGCUAAGGUUUUGGAAGAAAAACAUAUUGGGUAUUUAAUACCGAGGAAUGAGCAUGAUGGAUCAUUCACUAGGGACUCGGUGGCUAAGUCUUUAAGGAUGGUGAUAGUAGAGGAAGAGGGCAAGAUUUACAGGGACAAGGCUAAGGAGAUGAAGGCCUUGUUUGGAGACAGGACAAGUCAAGAUCGAUACUUGGAUAGCUUCCUUGAUUACCUAAUAUCGCAUUCGAAAAACAUAUGCAGUUGUAUAAAUCCUAGUUAAUUAGUGGUAAUUGUAUUUGCUUCAAUGCUUUUAUCUCAAUUACUUUGUGUAUUUGUUUCAAGAUAUGGUGAUUGAGGCGUAUGUCCUUGUAGCAGAUUGUUUUUGUGUUUUAAUAAAGUUGUAUUUGUUUGAAAGAAAAUCCUAGUGAAUCUUCCGAAA
Molecule: messenger RNA, 1863 nt
Organism: Quercus robur (English oak)
Lineage: Eukaryota; Viridiplantae; Streptophyta; Magnoliopsida; Fagales; Fagaceae
Product: UDP-glycosyltransferase 91A1-like
Exons: 1
Coding region: 280-1704 (474 amino acids)
Molecular function (GO): UDP-glycosyltransferase activity
Source: RefSeq, a predicted model, not a curated record